This is a messenger RNA of Polypterus senegalus (gray bichir), 1601 nucleotides long. It is a transcript of the gene spg21, whose product is annotated as SPG21 abhydrolase domain containing, maspardin. The coding region runs from base 120 to 1082 and encodes 320 amino acids. Lineage: Eukaryota; Metazoa; Chordata; Cladistia; Polypteriformes; Polypteridae. The record is from RefSeq and is a predicted model, not a curated record. Gene Ontology annotation, molecular function: CD4 receptor binding. Gene Ontology annotation, cellular component: cytosol; trans-Golgi network transport vesicle. The transcript has 9 exons.
CCUUUUCCUUUGUAGUACAGGCCUGCACAUGCGCGCACCAUGUGUGUUUACGGUGACUGUCAUAUGAUUAGUCUAAUAAGGAAGCAAUGUUCGUGAUACUUUAAACCUGGAAUAUCUGAAUGGUAAUUCUUUCAGUCAUGGAAGAGAUCAGAGUAUCUCCUGACUAUAACUGGUUCCGAAGCACAGUUCCACUUAAAAGAAUUAUAGUAGAUGAUGAUGACAGCAAAGUUUGGUCAAUAUAUGACGCAGGACCAAAGAAUAUAAGAUGCCCAAUCAUAUUCCUUCCUCCUGUAAGUGGCACUGCUGAUGUUUUUUUCCAACAAGUUUUAGCUCUGACUGGAUGGGGCUACAGGGUUAUAUCUCUUCAGUAUCCAGUGUAUUGGGAUCUUCUUGAGUUUUGUGACGGAUUUCGGAAACUUCUUGACCACUUACAACUGGACAAGAUCCACUUAUUUGGUGCUUCUUUGGGUGGCUUUCUGGCUCAGAAGUUUGCAGAAUAUACACACAAGUCUCCUAGAGUUCAUUCUCUCAUUCUGUGCAAUUCUUUUAGUGACACGUCCAUUUUUAAUCAGACGUGGACAGCCAACAGGUACUGGUGUUUUUGGCUAAUGCCUGCCUUCAUGCUUAAGAAGAUAGUUCUAGGAAACUUUUCAUCUGGUCCUGUGGAUCCAAAAAUGGCAGAUGCAAUUGACUUUAUGGUUGAUCGGCUGGAGAGCUUGUGUCAAAGUGAACUUGCUUCUCGACUAACUCUGAAUUGCCAGAAUUCCUAUGUGGAACCUCACAAGAUUAAGGAUGUUGCUGUUACCAUAAUGGAUGUAUUUGAUCAGAGUGCACUUUCCUCGGAAGCUAAAGAAGAAAUGUAUAAGCUGUAUCCAAAUGCCAGGCGAGCCCACUUGAAAACAGGAGGAAAUUUUCCAUAUCUUUGCAGAAGUGCCGAAGUAAAUCUGUAUAUUCAAAUUCAUUUGCGUCAGUUUCAUGGCACAAGAUAUGCAGCCAUUGAUCCAUCCAUGGUGACCUCAGAGGAAAGAGAAGUUCAGAUAAGCAGUUCACAUAAUGCCAGAGACAGUGAUGAACUGAACUAGUUUCAUGGUACUUUUUCUGCAGUCCUUGCUCUUAGCUUGUCUUCAGUAUAUGAAGCUCCUCCAAUUCUUAGACUGCAGAAAUCACGGAACAAGGUGAUAAUCACCAGUAAUCAAAAUAUUUCAUAGAUCAUUUUUUAGAGCAUGCAUAUAAUUGUAUGUAUGUAAUUAUAUGGACCGUUUUGGGUUUUGCAAAAAAUAUUUUUUUAUUGUAAUAAAUAUUUCUGAAAGAACCACUUUCUUACAGUAAUACAAGUGCCAAUCACUGGUCACCAUCCUUCAUUUUGCAUUUUUUCUUAAUUAGUUUUCAUAAAAUGUUUUUAUUUUUCUGUUUGUUGUAGUGCAUAUGAUAAUUAAACAGUCAGAUGACUUGUCUUGCUCAUGAUCACCAAGUUAUAAAUUAAUUUGAAUCACUUAGUGCACGCAUGUAUUUUUAAUGCUGACAGACUUAUACAUAUGCAUCAACACAGAUUAGCUUUUCUUUCUGUGAAAUAUUAAAGGAAUAAUGAUUAUUUAUCUUGA